AUGGGUACAGAGGUGCCAACCGCCCGCAGCGGAGGCUGGCUGGCGGCCCUGCUCUGGUUUGUGCUGCUGCCGGCAGGCAUGCAAAGGUCCUGGUCGGAGGCCUCCGAUGCCCCGGGGGAUGAGGCGGAGGCCGAGGAGCCGGUGUGUGGGAAGCCCAAGGUGAUGGGGAGGAUCUACGGCGGCCGGGAUGUGUUGGCGGGCCGGUGGCCGUGGCAGGCCAGCCUGCUGUUCCAGCGCGCGCAUGUCUGCGGAGCCGUCCUCAUUGACCCCCUCUGGCUGGUUUCCACUGCCCACUGCUUUCUCAACAAAUCCCGCGCCCCAGCGGACUACCGGGUUCUGCUGGGAAGCACGCAGCUGUACCAGCACUCCCAGCAUGCACGGGAGAUGUCCCUGAGCCGGAUUAUCGUGCACCCAGACUUUGAGAAGCGUCACCCCUUCGGGAGCGACAUCGUCAUGCUGCAGCUGCGCCUGCCCGUGAACCUCACCUCCUACAUCGCCCCCGCCUGCCUCCCGAGCCCCGGCAUGCAGCUGUCCAGCAGCUUGUCCUGCUGGAUCACUGGCUGGGGGAUGCUCAGCGAGGACAGUGGGGGUGCAGGAGAGGCGGGCGGGUGA
Molecule: messenger RNA, 612 nt
Organism: Leptonychotes weddellii (Weddell seal)
Lineage: Eukaryota; Metazoa; Chordata; Mammalia; Carnivora; Phocidae
Source: RefSeq, a predicted model, not a curated record